CUGUGUGACUUGAACCACGAAAUGGCUUUGCACGCACAGUGUCCGGACUCUCAGAAGGAGAUUCCUGUAGUUGUGAAACUUAAUGUAGGUGGUAGGCAUUUUGAAACAAGGCUUGAAACAUUGAGGAAAUAUCCGGAAUCAAUGCUAGGAGCUAUGUUUAGCGGCCGGUAUGAAUUAGAUGUGACCGAUGAUGGACAGUAUUUCAUUGACAGAAACGGUGACUACUUUGAACAUAUUUUAGAAUUUCUCCGAGACAGCACUUACCUACCACCUAAGGAUUUUCUUUCUGCAGUUUUCCGAGAGGCUGACUAUUUUGCGCUUGUUGAACUCCGCGAUAAGAUAAUGAAGUUGCCACCAAUAUUUCCAUUUUGCGGUGACAGACCUGACCCAGUUCCAAAUUACAUGGAAAUUAAGGAAAAGAUGAUAAAAGAAGCACGUGAUUUCGUGAAAGCUACAGCACAUGGACAAACAAUAGUAUAUUUACUUUCACUGCAGGAAGAAGAAGAGCCGGCACCUGAUUACGUGUAUUGCAGUGAAAAACACCAUGUAUUAAAAAUCCCUGCGCCUAUAGAUGAUCUGGACGGUUUAUUUCCACGCGACUUGAAUGAAAUUGAGGGUAUUCAAGAUGAUAAAGCAAUUGAGUUUAUCGAAGAUGCUCCACCUGUACUUCUUCUAAAGGCCGACAACAAAGACCAAGCACUGUCUGUUUCCAAUUGCUUAUUUUAUGAUUUGAAGAAACAUGGAUUUGACAUCAAAAUGGAAAAUGAAAUCUGUACGUCUAAAGGUGUUUUCUCUGAAUUUGGAUUGAAAACAAAAGCCUUUGGAGAAAUGGGAUGUAAACCAUGUUAUCAGCAUAGCAAAUUCAUAUUUCUCUGGUAAAGAGGUUAUUGCGUGAUGCUAUUUUGAUUGGCAAAUAGCACGCGAUUUUACAAAAACCAAGUUGAAAUGUUA
Molecule: messenger RNA, 951 nt
Organism: Mytilus californianus (California mussel)
Lineage: Eukaryota; Metazoa; Mollusca; Bivalvia; Mytilida; Mytilidae
Product: BTB/POZ domain-containing protein KCTD14-like
Exons: 2
Coding region: 22-879 (285 amino acids)
Biological process (GO): protein homooligomerization
Molecular function (GO): protein binding
Source: RefSeq, a predicted model, not a curated record